AUGGCCUCCCGUGUCUUCACUCAGCGCCUGGCUACCGCCAUGGCCCAGUCCUCCAAGGUCGCUCGCCCUGCUGCCCGCGUCAACCUGAACGCUGCCACCAAGCGUACCUUCACCCAGAAGGCCCCUGCCACCACCUUCUCGGCCCCCAAGCGCGUCGCCUCGCCCACUCUCCUCCAGGCCAACGCCCGCAGCGCUUUCCAGAACGCCGCCCGCCGUCAGUACUCCUCUGAGGUCGCCUCCGCCAUGGUCGAGGUCUCCAAGAACAUUGGUAUGGGUUCCGCCGCCAUCGGUCUCGGUGGUGCCGGUAUCGGUAUCGGUCUCGUCUUCGCCGCUCUCCUGAUGAGUGUUUCCCGCAACCCUGCUCUCCGUGGCCAGCUCUUCUCUUACGCCAUUCUGGGUUUCGCUUUCGUCGAGGCCAUGGGUCUUUUCGACCUGAUGGUUGCCAUGAUGUGCAAGUACGUCUAA
This is a messenger RNA of Penicillium angulare, 465 nucleotides long. Its product is annotated as ATP synthase subunit C family protein. The transcript has a single exon. Gene Ontology annotation, biological process: proton transmembrane transport; proton motive force-driven ATP synthesis. The record is from RefSeq and is a predicted model, not a curated record. Bases 1 to 465 code for a protein of 154 amino acids. Lineage: Eukaryota; Fungi; Ascomycota; Eurotiomycetes; Eurotiales; Aspergillaceae. Gene Ontology annotation, molecular function: proton transmembrane transporter activity.